AUGUCUCUGAAUUGGCAUAUGACACAAACCCCUGUUGCUGAUAUAGGAAGCGUCAUGGGAUCAAGAACUUUGCGGAAAAGGCUUCAUCAUGGGGAUGUUUAUGGGAAAAAGAAUGAGCAUUUAGAGACAUCAGGGUCAGAUGAUCUUAAUGAGCCUCUACUGGGGAAUUAUUAUUCAGACACGCAUGCUGAGGAAUCCUCACUUGAAGAGACCUGUGAUGAUGAACGGAGAAAGGAACAACUCCAUUGGACCCUUCUGUUUUCUCAGUUGAUUGCACAGUGGGCACGGUGGUUAGCAAAUAUUGUUCUUGGGUCGGGAUCGCUUAUUGGGCGGCUUUUGACCUUCCCUUCAACUACACAAAAUGGACAAAGCACUAAGUUGGUUGCGCCACCCCUUAGUCCUCUGCAAGAAGCAAGACUCAGAAAGCUGCGACAAAGGCUUGAAGUACCCUUUGAUGGCUCUCGUGUGGAGCAUCAAGAUGCACUUUUACAGUUAUGGAGGUUGGCUUAUCCAGAUAAGGAGCUCCCACCUCUUAAAUCAGAACUUUGGAAACAGAUGGGAUGGCAAGGUUCAGACCCUUCAACAGACUUUAGAGGCGGGGGAUUUAUAUCAUUGGAGAAUCUUAUAUUUUUCGCCCAACAGUAUCCGGAAUCAUUCCAAAGAUUGUUGCACAAACAAGAUGGAACUAGAGCUGAGUGGGAAUAUCCCUUUGCUGUAGCUGGUAUCAAUAUUUCUUUUGUCUUGGCACAAAUGUUGGAUCUUCAAUCAGCAGAGCCAACUAGUUUGGCAGGCAUCCGUUUUCUCGAACUGCUUCAAGAAGAUGAAAUGGCAUUUGAUAACCUUUAUUGUGUAGCCUUCCAGAUGAUGGAUGCUCAAUGGCUUGCAAAACGUGCUUCCUAUAUGGAGUUCAAUGAUGUUCUGAAGUCUACGAGAAGUCAGCUAGAGCGUGAGCUUGCACUUGAAGAUGUCUCUAGUGUAAAAGAUUUGCCAGCAUACAAUAUGUUGAGAAGAUGA
Molecule: messenger RNA, 1014 nt
Organism: Prunus armeniaca (apricot)
Lineage: Eukaryota; Viridiplantae; Streptophyta; Magnoliopsida; Rosales; Rosaceae
Source: the annotation of a GenBank genome assembly